CAAACAUUACGCAAAAACUCAAAAUUUACUUUUCUUCACAUUCAAUUUCUGACCGGAAAAUUCUGCCAUGAGUGCGAGAAAGAUGCGAAAACCCCGGGAGAGGCCCGUGAGAAAAUGGACUGUGGAGGAAGAGAAGAGAAUUCUGGAUUAUCUCAUUGCAAAUCAACCCAUUGAAGUUCCUACUGCCAGAGUCUACUAUGCCCAGCUUGUUGAAGAUCUGAAGAUGAACUUAGAUCCAAACUUACUACGCUACAAAGUUCAGAACAUGCGGAGAGUUUUCUUCAAGACAAUGGAUUGGGUGAAGAAAUCCAGGAAGAAUGGAUGGGAUGAUAAUAAGAUCAAAGAAUAUCUCCAAAAAACGUGCAGACACUUUAAGAAGAUGCGCGUAAUCUUCAGUUCUUUCUACCAGAAAUCUAAAUUUGCUGAUCAAGAUGUCAGUGAUUCCCAUGCACAGGAAGACACCACACCCGAGGAGGUUGUUGCAAUGCCCCCAACACCUCAAACACCACAAUCUCUGAGGCAUCAACAGACGCCACAGAAAACGGAGGAAGUGGAAGAACCAGACUUAUCGUGGAUUUCACAGCCAACUUCCCCCAAUGAUUCCGGGAAUCUCACAAAUGUAUCUCAAGAUCCUCUAAUGGACCUGGAUAGUAGUGUUGCUUCGGCAAAAUCAACCCCCCACGAUACCAUGGAGUUGAAGAAAGAAAAUAUCAAUCUGGAGUAUUUCCGGUUGGAAGUUGAAAAGGAAAAAUUGGCAAUUAUGCGUGAAAAAUUAGCCAUGGAACGUCAAAAGUGUGCUGAUGAAUCCAACUACAAAAUCCUCCAGCUUGAGCAGCAGGAAAGGAUUAAAAUUCAUCAAAUCGACAGAGAAGCGGAAGUGAAGAGGUACGAAUUGGCGCUCAAAUAUAAAGAUGAGGUUAAGACGGAAAUGUAAAGGGGCGACGCUUACCUUAAAGUUCUUUUCUUUGUAUUUCCAUUCAUUUUCAUCCCAAGUAUUCACAAAUAAAGAAAAUCUCUAUAAAAGCACAAUGAA
Molecule: messenger RNA, 1033 nt
Organism: Lutzomyia longipalpis
Lineage: Eukaryota; Metazoa; Arthropoda; Insecta; Diptera; Psychodidae
Exons: 3
Coding region: 68-934 (288 amino acids)
Source: RefSeq, a predicted model, not a curated record